CGUCACAACAGUAUUGUCAGGUUCAUCGUGGUGCUUAUUGCAUGUUAUGGGUCGCCUUUUCUGACGUCUCUCGAGGAACAUCCUUGCAACUUACCGAGGUCACAGCUCUCGAUCUUCGCAUGCCGUAUUGAUACAUUUCGUAUACUGCUACGAUGGGGGAUUUUAAUCCCAGCUUCCAGUUUGACUUUGGCGACGGUGCGGCCGCCGCCCAGCCUGCAUGGGAGUUCGCCGGUGCCCUCCGCCAAGCCCAGCUAGAGGGGCCGGUGCACGGCACCAGCAUCGACCACAAAAUCUCGCAGCGCCUGCAAAAGCAAAAGCAGGCGCAGCAGCCGCAGCAGCAACCCAGUAAGCGGGGCGAUGCGGCAAAGCAGGCGCAGCAGCAGCAGCGGGGGGGCCAGGGCGAGCAGCAGAAGGGGCGUGUGAACGGCAAGCGGAGCCGAGUGGAGCGAGACAGUGACGAGGAGGAGGAGGAAGAGGAAGAGGAGGAGGAGGAGGAGGAGGAGAGCGAGGAGGAGGGUGAUGAUGAUGAGGAGGAGGACGACGAGCCGCUGCCCGGCGAACUAGAUGACGACGACGAACAAGAGGACGAUGAUGAUGAUGAUGAUGAGGAGGAGGACGAGGACGGGGAAGAGGAGGAGGAGGAGGAGGCUGCAGCGCCCGCCCGCGGCAAGCAGCAGAAAGCAGCAGCAGCUGCUGCUAACGGCAAAGCAGGAGCGGGUGGGAAAGGCGCAACAGCAACAAAGAAAGCGGCGGAAGACGCGGAGGAGGAGGAGGAGGACGACGACGAUGAGGGCGAAAGUGAGGAGGACGACGAGGGCGAAGAUGAGGAGGAGGAGGAGGAGGGUGACGGCCGUAAGGCUAAAGCGGCAGGGGCAGCAGCAGCAAAACAGCGGCAGCAGCAGCAGAGGGCGAACGGCAAGGAGGCGAAGAAGAAGGGCUCCUUUUACAGCGAGACGCCCGAGGGCACCAAGUUCAGCUCCGCCUCCUUCGCCGACCUCAACCUCUCCAGGCCCCUGCUCAAGGCGGUGGAGGCGCUAGGCUACAAGACACCCACACCCAUCCAGGCCGCCUGCAUCCCCAUCGCGCUGGCGGGUCGCGACAUCUGCGGCAGUGCGGUCACGGGCAGCGGCAAGACGGCUGCCUUUGCACUGCCCUUCCUGGAGCGGCUGAUGCACCGGCCGCGGGGGCUGGCGGCCACCUACGUGCUGGUGCUGACCCCCACUCGCGAGCUGGCGGUGCAGAUCCACUCGAUGAUCGAGAAGCUAGCCCAGUUCACGGACGUGUCGGUGGCGCUCAUCGUGGGCGGACUCAGCCUCAGCGUGCAGGCGGCCACAUUGCGCAAGCUGCCGGAGGUGGUGGUGGCCACCCCCGGCCGGCUGCUGGACCACCUGCGCAACAGCCAGAGUGUGGGGCUGGAGGACCUGGCGGUGCUGGUGCUGGAUGAGGCGGACAGGCUGCUGGAGAUGGGUUUCCGCGAGGAGGUGACGGAGGUGGUGCGCUGCGCGCCCCGCAAGCGGCAGACCAUGCUCUUCUCCGCCACCUUCAACGACCAGGUUCGUGACCUGGUGUUGUUGUCGCUCAAGCAGCCGGUGCGGCUGGCGGCGGAUGCGGCGCUGACGGCACCCCGGCAGCUGGCGCAGGAGAUUGUGCGUCUCAAGGGCCCCGCUGCCGCCGCCGCCAAGGAGGCCGUAGCUCUGGCGCUGUGCAGCCGCUCCUUCAGCGGCGGCCGCACCAUUGUGUUCUGCUCCACCAAGCAGCGCGCGCACCGGCUGAAGAUCCUGUUUGGGCUGGCGGGACUGCCGCCUGCAGCCGAGCUGCAUGGCAACAUGUCCCAGACCGCGCGGUUGGAGUCGCUGGAGUCCUUCCGCCGGGGCGACACCGCAUACCUGCUGGCCACGGAUGUGGCGGCACGAGGACUGGACAUCCAGGGGGUGGAGGUGGUUGUCAACUACGAUGCGCCCGCCAAGCUGGAAACCUACCUGCACCGAAUUGGUCGUACGGCACGCGCUGGGGCCGCCGGUGUGGCCGUAACCCUGGUGGAGGAUGGCGACCGGCAAUUGCUGAAGGAACUGAGUCGCAAAGUGACCCAUGGGUCAUCCAAGGAGGGGGGAGCGGCAGCAGGCGGAGUGGCGUUACGGCAGCGGGUGGUGCCGCCGCAAUCGGUGACGCAGUGGCAGGCGCGGAUUGAGAAGAUGGCGUCCGACAUCUCCGCUAUCCUGGCCGAGGAGCGGCAGGAGGCCGACCUGCGUAAGGCUGAGAUGGAGGCUAACAAGGCUGCCAACAUGUUGGAGCACGAGGAUGAGAUCCGGGCUCGACCCAAGCGCACCUGGUUCCUCAACGACCGCCAGAAGAAGGAGCUGCAGAAACGUAGCGCGUCAGCAGCAGCGGGAGGGGAGGCGGAUGAGGGGGGUGAUGAUGAUGACGACGAUGAGGGUGGAGAUGGAGGCAAGGGGGCCAAGGCCAAGGCCAAGGCCCAGAACAAGGCUGAGCGGCGAGCUGCGAGGAAGGCGGAGGCGGCUCAGGAGGCCAAGGACAAGGCGGCGGGCAAGCGCAAGAGUAACACAAUGGACCCCGACGCCGAGGCUGCCCGCCCCAAGGUGCGUUCCAUCAAGACGCUGGCUCGCGAGCUGCAGCAGACACACGGGCUGACGGCCAUCAAGGCGGCACGACUGGCAGCGCAGCAGAUCACAGGCCUCAAAUCAGGCACCAAGAAGGCCAAGAGCAACAAGAAGCAAAAGACCUCCUCCCAGGCCUCUCCAGGCGGAGGCGGAGGCGGCGGUGACGACAGCGCUGGCGGCGGUGGAGGCGGCCAUGCGCUGUUCUCAGGUGACGGCCUGAACACCAGCCGGCCAGGCAAGCUCUCGGUUGGGUCGGGAGGCGGAGCAGGAGGCAAGGAUGAUGGGUUCAAGUCGAUCGGGCGCUUCGGGGGCAAGCUCAAGUCGCAGCUCAGUCGCGCCGAGCUUAAUAAGCUGAAGCGCGGCGGAAAGGGUAAGAGCGCGUUUAAGAGCAAGGCGCGGUUCAAGCGCCGGUAAAGUUGGUGCGAAGCGGAUGAGAGUGGAAACGGUGCUGGGGUUGUUCCCCAAGCGGCGUUUGGAUUGGAAGAGUGAGGGGGUGUUACCAAGGCGGCAUGUGGAUUGGGAUGGAACGGGUUGUUGUAGGCAGGUGGCUUGGCGCCCGGGGCUGGACUUUUGCGCUGUUUGCGGCGUUUCCUUUAUAAGGUUUCAGCAGCAGCCGUGACCAUGUGGGGUGAUAUUCCUAAGAUUAUGUGUGUUGCUGGUGAUGGGGAGGGAGAGCGGGGAUGCGGUUGUACGAGGUGAACAAGGGCUAGGGGCCGGCAGUACGUACGAUUUGGGAGGUGCAUGGGAGGUGGUGGUGUGAAGAUCUUGCUGGUCGUCUUGUGGAAGCGUUGCGGAUUGCCCUCGCGGUAGAAAGUUGCUAGGGAUUGCGGAGCGUGUGUGGUACGGUACAUGCGGGGUAUAGGGGUGUAGGGGCGGCUGGGGUGUUCUCACACUACCGGUACCAGGGGUAUUGAGAAGCCAUGUCCUUGGUAAGGUAAAUCGUGUAUCCGCCGUUCAGAAGGAAGAGGGUUAGGGUAGAAGUUGAAAGCAGCGAUUGAAACUUGGAUGUGUGCGUCUUUGUGUGCCAACAGGGAACGAUUAGCUCAGGUUAGCAAGGAGCAGCACUUUCCGUGAUCAGUCCAGGGACGGGAGAGCAGAGUCGUCACGCCACAUCACACGAGUUGCCAGUCCUUACCCUUUUCUGGCAGGCGUCCUUUCAGCGUUGUUAUGGGAAGUGUACGACACCAGUCAAGAGGUCGUGCAAUGCAGCACCAACACAAGUCGCAUGCUGUGCAGCUGUUAAGAUUGACUGCCUUCGCCGCUUGCCAAGCUGCUCGGGCUGGCUGAGGCUGGUGGGUUUAUGGGCGUGGAUUGAGCGGCUUUCAGUUCAUCCUUACACAUCCACUUGUAACACGCUC
Messenger RNA from Astrephomene gubernaculifera, 3976 nucleotides. NCBI's taxonomy places the organism in Eukaryota, Viridiplantae, Chlorophyta, Chlorophyceae, Chlamydomonadales, Astrephomenaceae. The record is from the annotation of a GenBank genome assembly.